GAUGUUUCUGUUUUUCGCGUCUGUUAAACAAAUAUUAGAUCGGGCCAAGGAUCGUUGGAUGAUCAUUUCCCCCGGUUAGUCACUAAUUGAUUGUCGCGCGGUUCGGAAGACGAGGAAGUUGGUUUCGUGGUUUUUGGAUUUUCACGCAAGCGCUUGGGGCUUGUAGAUUGACACGGUUUUUCGAAAGUUCCGCUGGCAAGACAAUGUUACCGUAUAGUUCUUAUGCUGCCGCGCUGGAUCAGAUUCAUAGCAUAAAUCAGGAGUUGUCGCUGUUCGCACAAAAUGGACGUUACUUUCCUAUGGACGCGAGUGGAAGUGCGGGAUUUGCAGGUUCGGCGUAUUUUGGUUUGAACCAGUGGUCUUUGCCGUUUUCCUUUUUGAAGGCAGCUCACCGUCCGGAAAAGCCACCUUUUUCCUAUAUUGCGCUGAUUGCGAUGGCGAUCAGUAGUGCACCAAAUCAGAGGUUGACGCUCAGCGGGAUCUACAAGUACAUCAUGGAUAAUUUCCCGUACUACCGCGAGAACAAACAAGGCUGGCAGAACUCCAUCCGCCACAACCUAUCGCUGAACGAUUGCUUCAUAAAGGUGCCCCGUGACAAAUCGUCAUCGUCCGGUGGAAAACAGGGACCAGGGGACGGAACAGAUUGCAACGAUGGCAAUAGCAGCAGCAGCAACGGUGCAAUAGGUGGUGGCAAAGGCAGCUACUGGAUGCUAGACCCGUCGGCAAACGAUAUGUUCGAGCAGGGCAAUUACCGCCGACGGAGAACGCGCCGCCAGCGGAACGCAAAAAUGAUCCUGAACGGCCACUUCCAGGCAUCACCAUUUGCGCUGGCGUUCCCUUCGUCAUCCGCGGUGGCCACAGCGGAAUUCAUUAAAACAACAGCAGCAUCCACAAACGAUUUCCAUCAUCUGAUAGGCGGCCACAAUUUGGAGGCAGUCGCACCGAACUGCUACCACCCCGGGGCAACGGCACAAAUCGGUGGAAACGUUGGCCAUUCCGUCCUGUCGCUGCCGCCGAGCUCUUCAUCAUUACCUGGUGCGGCACUGCUGCCGAUUGCCUCUUCACCGUGUCCUUCGUCGAACUCGACGUGCUCUUCGCCACCGCAGAAUUACCUUCAUCAUCACUAUCAACUUCAGCAUCACGAGCAACAAUCAGCUUCAGGUGGUCCAAUUUCGACAAAUGAAGACAUACCAUGACCCCACAGUUAUGGAUCAAAUAGUGUGGAGUCCAACCUAUAAAAUUCAAUAA
Aedes aegypti (yellow fever mosquito) is the source of this 1248-nucleotide messenger RNA. RefSeq names its product forkhead box protein G1. The coding region runs from base 204 to 1196 and encodes 330 amino acids. Gene Ontology annotation, molecular function: DNA-binding transcription factor activity, RNA polymerase II-specific; RNA polymerase II cis-regulatory region sequence-specific DNA binding. Lineage: Eukaryota; Metazoa; Arthropoda; Insecta; Diptera; Culicidae. Gene Ontology annotation, biological process: anatomical structure morphogenesis; regulation of transcription by RNA polymerase II; cell differentiation. The transcript has 3 exons. The record is from RefSeq and is a predicted model, not a curated record.